AGCAGAUGGCACUGCCACCCAGGCCAGAGGAUGCAGCCAGCAGGUCCAGCAGGUCCAGCUGCCCUGGCUAAGGCCCAAGCUGUCAGGACAGACUGAACAGGCUUCUCCCUACACCCCUGCUCUUGAGGCACUGUGCCCUUUGGCUCCAGCAGGCCAGCAGUUGGGGGAGAGGCAACUUCUCUGCUCAUGGUCCUGGCUCUCCUGCUCCCUGGGGCUGCCUGAGGUGAAGGUGACAGGUGGGGGAGGCAGGUGAAGAAUUGGGCCAGUGAGCUCAUGACAAAGGCGCCUGGAGGGCGGGGAUGAGUUCUCUGGCCUAUAUAGCCCCCAGUGCCCUGUGGCCUGCAGAGGCAGUCAUGGACAGCACCAUGGAGGGGCCCCUGGAGAACUCCGAGGCUGUGCAGAGGGCCACAGCGCUCAUUGAGCAGCGGCUGGCUCAGGAGGAGGAGAGUGAGAAACUGCGCGGAGCCGCCCAGGGGAAGCUGCCCAUGGACAUGCUGGUGCUUGAGGAUGAGAAGCGCCUUGGUGCCCAGAAUACGGCUUUACAAAAGGUUAAGGGCCAAGAGCGCGUGCGUAAGACAUCCCUGGACUUGCGGCGGGAGAUCAUCGAUGUGGGCGGGAUCCAAAACCUCAUCGAGCUGCGGAAAAAACGCAAGCAAAAGAAGCGGGAAGCCCUGGCUGCCGCCCAGGAGCCGCCUCCAGAGCCGGAGGAGAUCACUGGCCCCGUGGAUGAGGAGACAUUCCUGAAAGCAGCAGUGGAGGGGAAAAUGAAGGUCAUUGAGAAGUUCCUCGUAGAUGGAGGUUCAGCUGACACCUGCGAUGAGUUCCGACGGACAGCACUGCACAGAGCCUCCCUGGAGGGCCACAUGGAAAUCCUGGAGAAGCUUCUGGAAAGUGGGGCCACCGUGGACUUCCAGGACCGGCUGGACUGCACAGCCAUGCAUUGGGCCUGCCGCGGAGGCCACUUGGAGGUGGUGAAACUCCUGCAAAGCCGAGGAGCCGACACCAAUGUGAGGGAUAAGCUGCUGAGCACUCCAUUGCACGUGGCGGUCCGCACAGGACAUGUGGAGAUUGUGGAACACUUUCUAUCCCUGGGCUUGGACAUCAAUGCCAGAGACAGAGAAGGGGACAGUGCCCUGCAUGAUGCUGUGAGGCUCAACCGCUACAAAAUCAUCAAGCUGCUGCUCCUGCAUGGAGCUGAUAUGAUGAGCAAGAACCUGGCAGGAAAGACCCCCACAGACCUGGUGCAGUUGUGGCAGGCUGACACCCGGCACGCGCUGGAACAUCCUGAGCCAGGCACAGAGCAGAAUGGGCUAGAGGGGCCUGGGAGUGGGCGCCAGACUCCUCAGCCCGUGCCAGCCCAAUAAAUUCCUGCCCUAGCCCAGCCAGGCACCUGGCUCCUCCCAUGUGCAGCCAGAUGGUCUCAGUAUGGCCCAAGAGCUAACUGAAGACCCAGCCACUUCCCGCAUGAUCCAGGAGCACCCACAAACUCUCACAAUAAAAAUGUUCUU
Messenger RNA from Sciurus carolinensis (gray squirrel), 1508 nucleotides. It is a transcript of the gene Ankrd2, whose product is annotated as ankyrin repeat domain 2. Lineage: Eukaryota; Metazoa; Chordata; Mammalia; Rodentia; Sciuridae. Gene Ontology annotation, molecular function: RNA polymerase II-specific DNA-binding transcription factor binding. Bases 300 to 1364 code for a protein of 354 amino acids. The record is from RefSeq and is a predicted model, not a curated record. Gene Ontology annotation, cellular component: nucleus. Gene Ontology annotation, biological process: regulation of transcription by RNA polymerase II. The transcript has 9 exons.